This is a messenger RNA of Atta colombica, 2241 nucleotides long. RefSeq lists its product as uncharacterized. The transcript is spliced from 8 exons. The record is from RefSeq and is a predicted model, not a curated record. NCBI's taxonomy places the organism in Eukaryota, Metazoa, Arthropoda, Insecta, Hymenoptera, Formicidae. Bases 187 to 2025 code for a protein of 612 amino acids.
UUGGCGGUGCUCUUUGAUACUCUUUGAUACGUAAGAUUAUUCUAAUUAUAUCAAUAGUAAAUAAAGUUAAGACAAAUUAAUUAUUAGAAAAGAUAUGCAUUAUGUAAGUUUCUGUACGGAAACUGAUCAUAUCUGGUGACGACUCUGGAAAAUCCACAAUUAUAAGACAUAUACAAAGUCAGCACAAUGUCUCUAAUCGGAAAUAUUGAACCAUUUAAUCCAAAUCAAGCUGAUAUAACGACUUAUAUUGAAAGAAUAGAACAAUUAUUUAUUUGUAACGAUGUAGAUGAAAAGAAGAAAGUGCCACUUUUCUUGACUUUAUUAGGGGGAGACGCUUAUAAUGUUUUAAAAGAUCUUUUGUCUCCACAAUUACCUAGUCAAAAGACGUAUACUGCUUUAAAAGAGACAUUAAUAAAUCAUUAUAAUUUAAAAAGGCUUGUAAUAGCAGAACGAUACAAAUUCUACAGUGCAAAUCAAGAUAGUAGUGAAGAUAUUAAAUCAUACCGAACUAAAUUGAAGAAUCUGUCAAAAUAUUGUAAAUUUGAAGGAUUCUUGGAUGAAGCUUUGAGAGACAAAUUCGUCUUUGGUUUAUGUUCAGAACAAAUUAAACAGAGGUUAUUGAUGGAGGAUGAUUUAACAUUUAAAAAGGCAUGUGAAAUAGCUACAAAAAUGGAGUUGACUGAAAACCAAAUAUUUAUCAUGUCUAGAAAUGAUGAAGAGAAUAUUAUUAAUCAAUUGGAUAAUGAUAGGAGUGAUGAAAAGCUAAAUGAAGAAAGCAGUCAGAAUAAAUCAAAUGAAUAUUUGACUCAAGCAAAUCAAGAGUCAAAUAGUAAAACAAUAUCAAGACAAAUGUGUAAACGAUAUAUCAAAGUCAAUAAAGAUUAUAGUGCUAUGAAUUCAAGAUACGUUUCGUGUAAUCAAAUGGAUCAUACAUCAUCCAAAUCUACAUCUAGAAACAGAAUCUGUAAUAUAGAAAACCAAGAAGACAAACAAAAUGAGGAAGAGAAUAAUCAUAUUAUUGAAUUAAAGUUUAUAGAUAUCGAUACAAUUGAUUCUUUAGAAGAGACACGGAAAAAAGCAGAUCCUAAUUAUGCAAGUUGUGAUGAAAACAGAAGGCAUGAAAAAAGAAUCAUACACGAAAAACAAUUUGACGAUACAUAUGAUACUUAUGAUGACAGUAUAGAUGAAGAUUGCGAUUCAUCUUCGCAAUUACAGACUUCAUACAAAAAGACAAAAAUAAACGAAAAUUGGGAGUCGUCUGGAAAAAAAUCUGUGCACGACAAACAAUUGUUGCAUAAAAAGCAAUUCUCUUGUAAUAAAAUUUCACAAAUUGCCGCCUUAUCUACACCAAAGCAUUCAUUGUAUGAUAAAUCACAAACACAGAUAGUUGAUCCACUACAAAUAGUACAAAUGGAUGAGUGUAAUGAAUCGUCUGAAUUUGGACCGCAAGAAAUGAAUGUACAAAAUCUUGAAUUUAUUUCAACUACUGCCCCGUCAGCUACGGUUAGUGACAUUGAAAAGCUAAUUCCGGUUUGUGAAGAAACAUUAAGGUAUGUAAAAAGCAUCGAUAGGAGACUGAGAGUUUUGGAAAGAGGCGUUAUUAAUGAGGAAGAACCUGAAGGAAUGAAUGUAUUCGAUGACAUACUUCCGAUCAAUUCUAUACAAAAUCUUAAACGAUUUGAGGAAAGCAUGGAAACAGCUGAAAUAAAAACGAAAUUUAUGGAAUUUAUGAAAAGAAUUGGAGGCAAAGGCAAUAAAAAUAUGAUACAACGGUGUAUGAGCCGUUUAUUUACAAAUGAAUUCGGCAUAAGUUGUUCUUGGUGUGGUCGCGGGAAUAAUUAUCGCAUGUGCGAUUUAAAAUGUAUCCAAGUUCUAAAAAUUGUGUUAAGAGCCAGGGGUAUCAACGAAUGCGAAUUUGAAACUAUAGCAAGCGAAUGGUUCCGCCUUAGCAAGCUGCGAUAUGACCGCGAAAAUAAAAAGGUAUUGCCUAUUGACGAUUGUGAUACACAGGAAAAGGAGACAUAAUCUAUUAUAUUAUAACGAUGUAUCUCGAAGAUGCAUCGUUUCCCAGUGGCAGAUUUGUCACAUGUCCAGUUGAUCAUCCGCACUUCUUUUCAAUUUUUCAAAUCGCGGACGUUAUAAGGCUUCGCAGACCACAGUGAGUGCGAUGUGCCGCUCGCUAAGGAAAUGAUUUUGGUUAAACUUGAGUGGUGUGAGGACAUCGAUGAAAUUGAUAAAAUU